CUCUCUCCUGAUCGAUUUACUUCGAUAGCUCCUCCAGGUGAAAAAAACAAUUCACUUGAAUUUCUCCAAACCCUAGAUUCCCAAUUUCGUUACUUCUCAAUUAAAUUGUGAUCAUUCAAUCAUCAAUUCGAUUGCUUCUAUGCUCAAAUUCGACGAAUCCCUGAAGUAAUUUAAAUUUUCUCGAUUUCCAUUCUGAUUUCUCUGUAUGUGCAGCAGCGGCAAUGCUUGAUCUCUAGUUUUGAAGAUCGAAUUAGGGUUUUGAAACACACUGAUUCGUUUGGGCUUACUCAGCUCGAUCUUGGGGCUGAAGCUAUGGCGCAGAGUAAUUGGGAAGCGGAUAAGAUGCUUGACGUUUACAUAUAUGAUUAUUUGGUGAAGAAGAAACUGCAUAACACUGCUAAGUCCUUUAUGACUGAAGGCAAAGUCUCUCCUGAUCCUGUUGCGAUUGAUGCUCCUGGUGGGUUUCUUUUUGAGUGGUGGUCUGUGUUCUGGGACAUCUUUAUUGCCAGGACGAAUGAGAAGCAUUCUGAGUCUGCUGCAGCUUAUAUAGAGGCACAGCAAGGUAAAGCGAAGGAGCAGCAAAUGCAAUUGCAGCAGCUGCAGAUGAUGCGCCAAGCACAAAUGCAGCGUAGGGAUCCUUCUCUUGGGGGUCCGAUGAAUGCUAUUGUUUCUGAUGGGAUGGUUGGGCAGUCUAACAAUGCCAGUGCUAUGGCUGCUAAAAUGUACGAGGAACGUAUGAAGCAACCCAAUCCAAUGAACGCUGAGACAUCCCAACCCCAUAUGGAUCCGAGGAUGGCCCUUCUCAAAUCAGGAACAAGCCAUCAUGGUCAGAUGGUCCAAGGGAAUCAUCAAGGAGGUGUUUCGGCAGCACUGCAGCAACUUCAGUCACGAACUCAGCAGGCCCCUGAAAUCAAAAGUGAAGUUAAUCUUGGAGCAUCUCCAAGACAACUACCAGUGGAUCCUUCUACAGUUUAUGGCCAGGGAAUUCUGCAAUCAAAGCCUGGGAUGGGGAGUGCAGGAUUAAACCCUGGAGUUGGUGCUCUUCCUUUGAAGGGAUGGCCAUUAACUGGGAUCGAUAAUAUGCGACAAGGUUUAGGCCCUCAGGUUCAGAAAGCUUUCCUUCAAAAUCAAGGUCAAUUUCAGCUCUCACCGCAGCAGCAGCAACAACAACAGAUCAUGGCUCAGGUUCAAGGGCAAGGAAAUAUGACUAAUUCGUCCAUGUAUGGCGACAUGGACUCUCGCAGAUUUACAGGAUUGCCCAGAGGAAACCUGAAUUCGAAAGAUGGCCAACAGAAUGCAAAUGAUGGUUCUAUUGGAUCCCCUAUGCUGUCAAAUUCGUCAAAACUUAUCAACAUGCCGCAAGCACAGCAAUCUUCUUCUCAGCAACAAGAUCCUUUACUAUCACAGCAAUCACAGCAGAACAACCGCAAAAGAAAAGGACCUUCAUCUUCUGGUCCUGCUAACAGCACGGGGACAGGAAACACGGUCGGCCCAUCCAACUCACAGCCGUCAACUCCUUCAACGCAUACCCCUGUCGAAGGAGUUGCUAUGACUGGUAACAUGCAGCAUGUGAAUAACAUGCCAAAAGGGCCAAUGAUGUAUGGUUCUGAUGCAAUAGGUGGUCUUGCAUCAUCAGCAAAUCAACUGCUGCAGGAUGACAUGGAACCGUUUGGAGAUGUGGGAGCCCUAGAAGAUAACGUUGAAUCGUUUUUAUCCCAAGAUGAUGGAGAUGGAGGAAGCUUGUUUGGCACCCUAAAGCGGAACCCUUCUGAGCAUACCGAAACCUCAAAGGUUUUUAGUUUCAAUGAGGUUGGCUCUAUAAGAAGAAGUGCCAGUAAGGUCAUCUGCUGUAACUUCUCAUCUGAUGGAAAAUUGUUGGCUAGCGCUGGACAUGAUAAGAAGGUGUUUAUUUGGAACAUGGAAACGCUACACACUGAGAUCCCUCCGGAAGAACAUGGUCAUAUCAUCACAGAUGUUCGUUUCCAACCUAAUUCAACUCAACUGGCUACGUCGUCGUUCGACAAAACUAUCAAAAUAUGGGAUGUUUCUAAGCCUGGUUACUUCGUACGAACAAUUUCUGGUCACAAUGCACCUGUAAUGUCCCUUGAUUUUCACCCGAAGAAAACCGAUCUUUUCUGCUCUUGUGAUACCAACAAUGAGAUUCGUUUCUGGAGCAUCAACGCUGCUAACUGCCUUCGUGGUAUAAAGGGUGCUAGCACGCAAGUACGGUUCCAGCCAAAAGUUGGACAAAUGCUUGCUGCCGCUUCUGAAAAUAUUGUGUCAAUUUUCGAUGUUGAACAGUACAGAGGGGUCCAUUCGUUUAAGGGACAUUCCUCAAGUGUGCAUUCUAUUUGUUGGAACCCAACCGGAGACUUGGUAGCUUCUGUUAGCGAAGACAGUGUUAAAGUAUGGUCUGUGGGCUCAGGAGAAUGCAUCCACGAGCUCAGUUCUAGUGGAAACAAAUUCCACUCUUGCGUUUAUCACCCUACCUAUCCCAAUCUAUUGGUCAUCGGUGGGUACCAGUCACUGGAGCUGUGGGACACAGGAGAGAACAAAUGUAUGACAAUAGCGGCUCACGAGUGUGUGAUCUCUGCCUUAGCUCAGUCAUCUUCUACAGGAAUGAUGGCGUCUGCAAGUCAUGACAAGUCUGUAAAGAUUUGGAAGUAGAAAAAAAUAUUUAUCUUCUUUCAAGAAGAGCAGCUCAGGACUAUUUUUGAGUCUAAAUUCUUUGUUAAAUGUUAAAAUCAAUAAGUUGUUUAAUGGGUUUGUUUGCUUCAAAAGCAAAGGGACUUAUGCUCA
Messenger RNA from Brassica oleracea var. oleracea, 2799 nucleotides. RefSeq names its product transcriptional corepressor LEUNIG_HOMOLOG-like. NCBI's taxonomy places the organism in Eukaryota, Viridiplantae, Streptophyta, Magnoliopsida, Brassicales, Brassicaceae. The transcript has 18 exons. The record is from RefSeq and is a predicted model, not a curated record. The coding region runs from base 313 to 2667 and encodes 784 amino acids. Gene Ontology annotation, molecular function: protein binding; transcription corepressor activity.